AUGGUUGCGACAACCGAGACGGCAUUGGACUGGUAUCGUCGGAGUCAACGUCAACGAGCAGCUGCCCAAAUUCCUACAGACCCAUCUUCGGCAGCGUCAGCCUUUGUACGGGGAGCAAGUGGGUUUGCGCCACUGGAUGCGGCGUGGAGGACUCCGUCCUCAUCCUCAUCAUUGUCCUCAUUUCAUCCUGCUACCCAACAUGUACAACAUUCUGCAAAUCAUGGAUAUGUUCAUAAUUACCCGGUGGUCAUAUUAGAAGGAUCCAUUGGGAAAACAUGGUCCCUUCUUUCCUUGGCAGCACGAUUUGUCGUAGUGACACGAGCCUCUCGAUUUGACAAGAAUGAUGCCAAUGAAGAUGUCAAUGAGGAUGUCAAUGAGGAUCAAGUCAUGGAAGAAGCCGAAACGCCAACGUCACCAACGUCUACUAAAACAUCCAACAACAAUUCCAAAUCAUCAUCAUCAUCAUCAUCUCAACAGCCUCAAGUCAUAUUAUUGGAUUCCAAUUGGGAUUUGACCAUUUCCAAAUUGGCCUACAUGGUUCGAUCCACACUCUUGCGCGAGCCAUCGUUUCAUGCCGUGACAGAAGAGACCUUGGAAGGACAUGUCGAAGGCUGUUUGCGGCGGAUCCAUUUGGCAACCGUCGAUGAAGUACAAGAUGCAUGGGUCCCAAUAUUAGAAUGUCUACGAUGUAAACUAAAGGAUGAUACUACAACCACUAAUCAGCAGCACCCUACCUUGCUUCUAUGGGAUGGAUUCUAUACCAACAAUAAUAAUAACAACAAUGAUGAUGACGAUGCUUCCAAACAACCCGAAAUUCGACGACAAGUACUACGGCUCUUGCACGAUUGCUCCAUUACCAUGGUCGCAACCGGAAGAGGAUCGAGUCAUCAUUUGGAUUGGUUGAGGGACAACCACAAGCGAGACCUGCACCGGGUUCAAUUGGAGAAACAGCAUCCACAAAAGAUGGGGGGCAGCAGCAAUAAGGAGGAUUGUUAUGCAAUCGUCAAUGGAACCAAAAUGCCCUUUUCGAUAUCCUUGGGAGGAGUUCUAUCCUAA
Molecule: messenger RNA, 1056 nt
Organism: Cylindrotheca closterium
Lineage: Eukaryota; Bacillariophyta; Bacillariophyceae; Bacillariales; Bacillariaceae
Source: the annotation of a GenBank genome assembly